GCUCCGGCCCCUUUGAAGCUCUUCUGCUCAUGAUGGUGGCAUCCUGGGGUGGCCGCCAUGCCCAUCACCCAGGACAACGCGGGGCUGCACCUCCCUCUCCUCCUCCAGUGGCUGCGGAGCAACCUGCAGGAGACCCAGGGAGGGCCCGAGCACAGGCUCUGUCAGUCGGCCAUCCAGAAGCUCCGGGAAUACAUCCAGCUGAACUUUGCUGUGGAUGAGAGCACGAUUGUGCUUGACCAGAGUCCCCUGGAGAUGGAAAUCUGCACCGUGUACCUAACCAAAGAGAUGGGGGACACGGAUACCGUGGGGCUCAGUUUUGGGAACAUCCCUGUUUUUGGAGACUACGGUGAAAGACGGCGAGGUGGUAAGAAGCGGAAAACACACCAGGGCCCGGUGCUAGACGUGGGCUGCAUCUGGGUGACUGAGCUAAAGAAGAACAGUCCGGCUGGGAAGUGCGGCAAAGUGAGGCUGAGAGAUGAAAUCCUUUCCCUGAAUGGGCAGCUCAUGGUUGGAGUUGAUGUCACUGGGGCCAGUUAUCUGGCUGAUCAGUGCUGGAAUGGCGGCUUUAUCUACCUAAUCAUGCUACGCCGCAUUAAGCGCAAGGCUCCUCUCCCUCCUUCUAAUGGAAACAACAGCAACAGCUGUGAACCCAAAGCAACUCCUACCUCAGAGCCCAGCAGCCGUCUGGUGCAGAACGGGAAAAGAACAAGGAAGUUUGGGGUCAUCUCCAGGUCAUCCGUCAGCAAGGAUGGUGGGGAGAGCAGGAACAGUCAAGACUCUGAGCUAGAGAAUGGACAUUAUACCCUCAUGGAGAUGGGUGGCCCAUCCCUGGAAGUGGAUGACAGGACAGAUGACCAAUUGCCAAAUACAGAGGUUCCUCUGGUCACAGGCCAUUAUAGACCUCGCCUGUCUGAAGGGACAUCUGAUUUCAAGCCUGCUGACCAUCUGGCACAGCGGGAAGGCUGCCGGAUCUGGAAGAUGCACAUGGUGAAAGGGUCAGACGGCCUGGGCAUCCAGAUAACAGGAGGCCGGGGAUCAAAGCGAUCACCACACGGGAUCAUCGUUGCACAUGUAGAAGAAGGAGGGGCUGCACACAGGGAUGGCAGGCUGACCUCAGGAGAUGAGCUGCUAAUGAUCAAUGGUCAGUCCCUGGUUGGCCUCUCCCAUCAGGAAGCUGUGGCCAUUCUCCGUGCUGCAGCUGGCCUAGUUCAGCUGGUGGUGGCCAGCAGGGAAAGCUCUGAAGUGGACUUCCUCAAAUAUCCAUCUACAAGUUUGCCAGACCUGCUUAGUACUUAUUCAGGCCCAGAUGUUUCCUCUUAUACUGAUAAUAAGGAGAACGAAGAGCCAGAUGGUGAAGAGGAAAAGGGAGCCAGCCAAUCGCCAACCCAUGGAGCAGUAAGUGUGUCCUUGGCUCCCAAAGAAUCAGGAAAAGCUAGGGCCAACAGCCUUGUAUCAUCUGGAAGCAAGAAGGCCUCAGGACCUUUCCAUAAGCAUUUGGAAGUGACCAGGCAAGCUAGCCUCCCUGGAAGCCCACAGUCUGCCCGAAGCCCACUCCUCCGACAGAGGAGAAUUGGCUGCUUUGAUGCCGAAGAUGCCAGUGAUGAAGAGGAGUUUGUGAGAGAUGGAGACAACGCACCCUUUUCCAGGUCCCUCCCAGGCCCUACUCUGUCACAGGCCGAGGAGGACUCCAGGGUGAUCACCCCAAAUUUGUCUGUGGGAGCUGACAGCAGCCAGGAAGUAGAGCACCUUGGGAAUCCUGCCACUGAAGCCCCCUUGGAGACUUUGCCUUUGGGCAGCUCAGGAGGGAAGGUGGAGGACAAGACUUCUGAGCAGAUCACAGACUCACCCUUGCUUCCAGGAAAGCUUUUUGACCAUCCCAGUGCCUCGGAGGGCAGCUCUGGCAGCUUGGGCCUGAAGGAACAAACUGGUGACAAGAAAUCACCAAAAUUGGAGCACAAAGCCAUCACCAGAGUCAAAAGCCUGAUGAGCAUUGAGUGCCCUGGUUCCCCCAAACAGAAGAAUGAGGAGUCUGGUCCUGGCCACAAGCCAGUGGCCAGGAUAACCCCACAAAGCAAGAGAGCUGUGACAGAGGACAGCUCUAAGUCCAACAGCUUGGAAACUGUUCAUUUAAUUCGUCUGGAAGAUGAAUCCUUUGGUCUGGACUUGGAAAUCCAGGCUACUCCCUUAAAAAUGGUGAUAAGAGGUUUAAGGCCUGGUGGAGCUGCAGAGAGGGAAGCGACAGGACAGCUGAGUGUUGGAGAUGAGAUUGUCUCUAUCAAUGGUGCUCCAGUCAAUUCCUUGUCCUACCAGGAGACCUGCCAUGUUAUCAAGAACUUGCCCACAGCCCUGACCUUGGUGGUGCAGCGACCAACACCCGCUGUAGAUAGCUCACAGGACCACCCUGUAUCACCAGGGGACAAGGAGCUGAUUAAUACUGACCCCAGUGGAACUUCAGCCACCAUAGAAGAAACCUACUCAAAAGGAGCUCCAGCCUCUGAAAAAGAAGGAACUAUACAGUCUGGUUCCAUACUGCCAUCUCCUGUCAGCACCAAAGAAAUGCAAACAGGCAGUAGAUUAAGAGUCGGAGGUUCUGAGGAGAUGCCAGUGACUGACAUUGACAGCAUCAUCAGUGAGUUAGAUGCUUGUGAAGGAAGAUCUGAGUGUCCUCCACAAACAGGUGCCCUUUGUGGUGAGGGAGGUUCUCAGAGACACUCUUGGGCAAGAGGCAGGGGCUCUUACCAGGCAGAACAGAGCACAGUUAAACAAGAUUCAUCUCAGAGCAUGAACUGUGGGCCUUCACCUCCUCAGCCUCAGUGGACCUCUCAUUUUUCAGUUUUGGAUUCAAUUAAUCCAGGAAAGCAUUUUACUGUGAAUAAAAACUCUUUGAGUAGUUAUUCUAGGAAUUUUAGCAGCUUACAUGAAGACAGUUUGUCCUCACUUGGCCACAGAGAAGCUGACACCACUGAGCCAUCACCAAAGUCUAUGUAUGGAGCUGCUGAAGAUUCACAUUCAGACUCGGAGUCUCUCACAGAAGCCUCACCUACUCCUGCCAGGGAUAGCAUGUCAUUCCAUCCACCAUCUUGCUCUUCUCAGAUACACAAUGCCAUAGAGUCAGAUGAGGAACAAAUUGAAAUUUGUUGCAUGAAUACUCACCCAAAGCCACCCUCUCAAGUAGAGCAACGACCUAGCCCUGCUGUGAAUCCACGCUCCUGGGAUCCACCUUACCCAGCAGUAGCCAAAGUUUCACCAUUAGAAAGUGCUGUUAUGGGUAGUUUAGAGACAACCCCAGGUGUAACACCUUCAUUUGGCCCAGAAAAACCUAUAAUCCCCAACUCUUACCAGCAGGCAAAUACAGGCAGAAUAGUUCCUUUGGACUCCCUUCCUUCUUCCCACUUGGAUAAGGGUUCUCGGGAGAGUUCAGCAUAUUCAGAUGGAAAUAUUCCACAGGGAUGCAGAGCCUUACACACAGAGGGGAAAAUGCAAGAAGCCAGCUCUGCCAAAGCUCUGGAGACCUGUGAGUCUUCCAGAGACAGUAGCCUUGUGCACAAGCCCCCAAUCCCCUGCAUCAGCCCCAGAUUGGUCAAUGGCCUAGAGCACAGCUUGCUAGACAACAAAUCUCAAGGCAAAAAGCAAGAAGCAACCAUUAAGGUAGUUGAUAGUCACGGACGUGCUCAAUUCUCUUUAAAUCCAGGCUCAUCUAAUAAUGAAGAAUGUGAUUUGACCAGCCUUCAUAUUUCUGAAAGUCAGGACUUGGGGGACUUGCGACAAGGACCAGAAAAAAUGGUUAGGAGUCCCCUUCUGGCUCAGUACAAAGAUCCAAGUAAAAUUAAUCAUAGUAUGCAAAGCAGAAAUGAAAAAGAACAGUAUGUAGCCACAACCAAAAGUUCCAACACUAAAACCCACACUCCCAGCACAAACCAUGUUAAGGGGGUUACUACUCUGCACAGUCCUUCAUUUCAACCAAAACUGAAUCCUGAAACAAAGGGGCCAACAGCCAAAAGUUUUAUGGAAACACUUCUCAGUAACAAUCAUAAACCUAGGUCAGGGCCAAAGCUGAAAGGCCUCAGCAUCAAAAGCAAGAAUAAAACCAGCACAGAGGCCUCUGGUGCUGUUCAAGCUGUCAAGGUCAGUGGGACUGAGCAGAGAAAAACCUUUACUUCACCCCAAACCUCUCCCAAAACCCUUUCGAAGAAAGUGUUGGGCUCUCGUAGCAUUGCUGUCCAUGGAGAACCAGACAAAAGUUGUCCCGUGGCUCCCAAAUCUCCUACACGUGGACAAGAGAGUAAAUUAGCUUUGGCUGUGUCUGGGCCAUUGAGUUCUCCAGUGUCAGAUGGAAGCAUCCCUAUGACUCGGAACACAAGUGAAAAUAGACUCCUUGGACGAAAUGAAUUUGGCCUUUCCAACCCAAAAGAAGCAGCAAUGGUCUCAGCUCUCCCCAGUGGGCCUGGUGAGAAGGGGAGCAAGGCAGCUGCUGGUGAUUCACAAGACAGAACGAACCAGGUAAAAAUAAUCGCCAUCUCUUCUGAAAGAAGCCCCAAAAGCCCAGGUGGUGACAGGUUGGCUGAAAGUGGCCAAGGAGGGCUCUCUGCCCAAGAAAAUGGUCACAAAAAAGGUGAAAGCAAGCUCUGCCAUAGAAGAGUGGAGCUAUCCCCAAGUCACCCACCUUCUUUGGCUUCUCACUCCAUUCAGGAAGAUCCCCCAGAAGGACAAGAAAUCCAGAGAAGUUUCAUUGAGGUAAGACUGUCUUCCUCUUCCUCCUUCUUCUUGCCAGUGUGCCCUUCCCCACCUCUGCCUGGAGAGAAGACAGCUUAUAACCAGAAGAGAAUGAACCAGAUGUCUGAACCUCCUGGUACCUCCAAAAAUGUCAUCACUUUAAAUGAUGGUCUCUAUUGUACCCCAAGGCCAGUUACAAGGACUUAUUCCAUGCCAGCCCAACUUGCAAGCCAUUUUGGAGGUGAAAGCCACUCUGUACAAUCUAUAGGAUGCUCUCUUCAAGAUAGCCAGAAUUCUGUGGCAGAUGAGAAAUGUGAUUGUGUUCCUGAGACAAGAAUAUUCAAAGGUGGCCUUCUUGGCCUAGUUAAUGGACAGGGUACACAAGGCAGAAAACUGUCAGAGGCUUCCCAGAGCAUCCCAAAAACAGACCAGGGAAGUGCUAGUGCCCUUGGUGCGCAGGAUACAAACUGCCUUGUCACAGAUAGAAUAAAAUCCACCAGAAGGCAUUACUACUAUGAGCUAAACUGGCCCCAUGAACCUACCUCAUCUUUUUCUGUGAAACAGAGGAUCAAAUCUUUUGAGAAUCUUGCCAGUUUUGACAGGCCUGUAGUCAGGUCCAUUGAUUUCCCUUCAGCAGUAUCCAUGAACUCCAAACCUCCUAUUGGGAGGAGAUCAUCAGGCACUAUAUCUUCAGGGACCCCCAGCAACUCAAAUGACAGCAUGAGGUCCUUACGACGAAGCUUGAGCUCAUGUGGCGAAAACCAGAAUGAAACCGUUUCAUUGGCCCCCCAAUUAAACAAAUCACCGUCGACUAUGGCUCUCCUGGUUUCUCCACCGAAUCCAAUAGAAGGCAGAAGAGAGAGCGCUGGUUUGGACCAAAAGAAGUUACUUGACCCUCCAACAAGUUAUAAUCCAGCCACAACCACAGUUUCUCACAUCAGGAGAAACAAGACAGCGGGAGGCCAAGCUCGACCAUGUCCUGUAUCCCGCUCUAAACUUAGAGAGCUAAGGGCUUUGAGCAUGCCCGACCUUGACAAGCUAUGUGAUGAGGACUAUUCGGUGGAACCUGUAGCUGGCCACUUUAAAACUGAGCUAGAAAUUACUCCCAGGAGAUCCCUUGGCCUUCCAACUGACAACCUCUCAAACCUCGAUGAAUCACCUUCCCUUUCACAUUUGGCAAAAGGUCAGAGUGGGGAUGGGUUGUGUUCUAGGGGAAAUAGUCCUUGGACUAGUGGUUCUGGGACUCCUGCUUCAGCCUCUGAUGAAGAUACAACAAUCCAGGAAAAUUCAGUGGAUAGGAGAUGCUCUGGAAGGAGUUGGUCCAUAGGUUUGGAUCAACUUUCAAUCUCAUCUCUGGACCAGCAAAAAUUACAGUCUGUUUUGUCAUCAGUAGGGUCAAAAUCUGAUAUCUUGACCCUGAUUCAAGAAGCCAAAGCACAAAAAGAUAAUAAAGAAGAUAUUUUCUUUGUGGUCUUGAAUAAAGAAAGUGGCUCAGGUCUGGGAUUCAGCGUGGCAGGUGGAGUAGAUCUGGAGCAGAAAUCAAUCACUGUUCACAGAGUGUUUUCUCAGGGAGUUGCUUCUCAGGAAGGGAGCAUCCGCCGGGGAGAUCUCCUUUUGUCAAUUAAUGGCACCUCAUUGGCUGGGUCCGUCCAUGGAGAUGUUUUGAAUGCUCUCCACCAAGCAAAGAUGCACAAAGAUGCCGUUGUUGUGAUCAAGAAAGUAAAAGACAGGGAGAGAGGCUCUGCCAGACAAGAGCCUUCUCCUGCAAGUGGCAAAGUGACUGUGUCCAAAAAGGACGUCAUCCUGGAGCUUGGAACAGCAGGCAGACGAGCUGAUCUCAAUGAUGCAAUGUGUGUUGAAUUACUGAAGACCUCUGCUGGACUAGGCUUCAGUCUUGAUGGAGGAAAAGCAUCUGUGGCUGGAGACCGACCCUUGUUAAUAAAAAGAGUCUUUAAAGGUGGUGCUGCUGAACAAGCCGGGACAAUUGAAGCUGGAGACGAAAUUCUUGCCAUUAGUGGAAAGUCCCUGACAGGGCUCAUGCACUAUGAUGCCUGGAACAUUAUUAAGUCUGUCCCAGAGGGGCCUGUGCAAUUACUAAUUAGGAAGCACAGAACAGCAGUAUGAAGCACACUGUGGCUUUUUGCAUUAGCCACAAAGGACUCUCUCCAAUUCCCCCUUCUCCUUUAUUUUGCAUCACAGUGACUUGUGGCCGUAGAGUGGAAACCUUAAGCAGCCAAGAGCCACACUUGUGUGGACCAGUGAAGCUUGUACAGAUGGUCCAUUGAGAAGAAUCCUAGGAUUUUGCUAGAAUUUGGAAGGGUAUAAAACCCUAGUGAUUUGGGGUAUUGAGAGGCAAUGAAAUUGAACUUUGGUACCCUAUCACAUGAAGCGUUCUUGGCUGGGAAAAAUCACUUUUGGUUGUGUGGUUGCCCUUGGAAAUAGAGUUUUCAGGUUAGGGAUAGCAAAUCUUGUUUGCUAUCCUGACAAGAUAAGAUUUUAGACUGUGUCCAUAUCAUUUAGUCAUUUUCUGUCACCUUGAAUAGCAUACGCUAGUCUCCAAUUCUGACGGAGCAAUAGAGGGAACUCACACACACAUCUUUCGAGUCAAAAUGAAAAGGACUACGAUGUAUCAUUUUGUGCAUAAAUUAACAGGAUGCUUUGGGUGCAUGGAAAGCCGCCAUAUUUGUAAAUAUUACCUGAAGAAAAAGGUUAAAAAUUGUGACCUAACCAUAUGGCUGAGCUCAGGAAUUGUCUAAAACUGAAAAAAAGCAAAAAUGAGGAAAUUGCUAAACGGGCAGUGUUAUGUUAGCAGAUGUGUCCUCCCUGGAGGGCUGAGGGCAGUGAAAUAAUAGUCCUUUCUGAAGAAAUGGCAUUUCCCAGCCUAGCUGUUAGGCCUUUAUAAACUUUGUAAAAUAUACAUUGUGUCAACCUCACUCUUAUAAAUGAAUAUGAGCUCAAAAAUCAGCAUAUGGGUUGGGUUCCGUUUUAAUGAAUUGUUUGAUCAUUAAAAUAAACAACUAGCAGAAAAAUGUCACUUGUCACUUUGAGGUUUUUUUAAUUGGUUUUAAUUUUUAAUAAUCAAAUAUAUCUGACUGUCCACAGAUUUAUCCAUAUGUACUGAAAUUGGAGUCCAUCUGGCACUCUAAAUUAUUUUAAGGAAUUUUUUUCAUUUUGGUGUUGUAGGAAAUUAAUAUUUCAAAAUACCAGAGUCCUUCUCAUGCCAUGGGUAAUGUUCUUGUUGCCCUUUGUAUCACAGUAGUUUUUCAAAUGUCUGUUGUUUUUGCCAAAGGUGUUAUCCUGCUGAACACUGUUGUGACCUUACUGGUGCUUUGGAAGUACCCUCCUUGUGGCUCAUCCUCUUAAACAUAUGACAGUCAAAAGGAACUCCUUGCCCUUUUGUGUGCCCAUUUCUUCCAUCAAAAUUGGUUGGGGAAGGUAUUUAUUUAUCUUCUUUGUACAAGAACCCUUUCUUGACAACUUUGAAAUCCUUACCUCCUCCUUUAUCUUUGAAAUGUUUAUAUGCUUCCAGCUCCCAAGUGUAAGGAGUUAAUGGAGUCUCAGAAAUGACCCCUUCCCCUCUGACCACCACCACUACCAAAAAAAAAUCAUUCCCAUUUCAAGUUUUCAAAACCCUCUCCCCAUCUCAUUCAGCCAAUGAGCACAACAGGAUGCAAGGGGAUAAUGAAAACAAAGAUAAUGAAAAAUACAGGCAGUGCCAAUCAUUCUUAACAGAUAAAGGGGUAACCAUCAUGUGGUUAAACUAGAAAUGAAUGUAGUAGAUACAUAUUUGCUGGGAGGCUAAUGUUCUCAGACAAAAUAGGGUGGAGGAUUGAAUUUAACAAAUCCCACUUCUUAUUGGCUAAUGUGAAAGCUUAUGUCUGUGGACUUAGAGAAAGGAAUUUAGAAACCUUUAUAUUCCAAAGAACCAUGUUGAGUCUCCAGCCCACAAGGCUGAUACACUGAUUUUCUAGGCAUUUCUGAAAAUCUAUGUUCAAGUUUGAGAGAAAUUUUGGAGUCUUCCCAAGCUCUGACUUCUCAUCCAGGAAGAGAGGAUGGCUGCCAUUGGUGGUGUGAUCAAAUGUUCAAUAAAAUCAAGUGAUUAUCUCAUUAUCACAUGGCAUGCAGGGAAGCAGUGUGAGCCCAGGAUAGAGACUUUCCCCCUUAUACUAUCAGUAUUUUUCAAGUGACCACUGAAAUUAGAGAUGACUCCUCAUUAGCUAAAUGAGAUGGAGAAGGUUUUGGCAAACUUGAAAUGUGAGCUAUUAAAAAAAUUUUUUUUGGAAGAGGGUGGUGGUUGAGCCUUGCAGUGAUGAAUGAAGAGAUUUGGGCUUGCACAGUAGCUUGGAAUGAUAGAAUGGUCAUGUGGUCUUUUCAGAGACUUCCAACUCCUUACACUUGGGAGCUAAAAGGAAAAAGCUUGUUUACUAGGUAGAGUUCUGUCCUUUGUAAGCCCAGGGACUGACAUUAGCAUGGCACUGGAAGAAGUCCUGGCUUAGCUCUCUCUUAGAUUCUGAGGGAGGGAUGAUGCAAAAAGAAUGACCAUUUUGGACUUAGAAAUAGAAAACUCUUUGUCUUACGUAUUUAAGGCUCUUGCAUGAUGUGUAUUUCAGAUGAGCCCUCUAGGUCCCACCCUUCUUUAAAUGAACACUAAUGAUGUUGUCCCACUAAAACUGUUAGUUUUUAUUUGUGUUUUUUCACAAGUUGGUCAUUCACAGAGAGCCUAUAGCAGAUAAUGUGUGUUAGGGCAUGCAAAAUGAGACAGUGAAAAUAUUUUGCAAAGUGUUGAAGUAGAAGUGAAUGGGUAGGUGCAAAUGGAACCCAAUCUAUUUCAAUUUUAUGUGUUUGGCUAAAUUUAUACCAUACCUGUUGUAUGAUGUUGUACAUUUAUACUUUAUUUAUAUAAAAUAAAAUGCCUUGUAUAUUAUUAAAAUGUGAGUGCAAUGAUAGUAAAUAGACUGUACAUUUUUAAAGACUUGCUUUUUCUCUAGUUUAUGUAAAUCUGCAUCUCUGUAAACAUGGGUUUUUAAAGUAAUUUUCAAAAAAUAAACACUCUACUUAAACUUG
Molecule: messenger RNA, 9777 nt
Organism: Trichosurus vulpecula (common brushtail)
Lineage: Eukaryota; Metazoa; Chordata; Mammalia; Diprotodontia; Phalangeridae
Gene: PDZD2
Product: PDZ domain containing 2
Exons: 13
Coding region: 58-6837 (2259 amino acids)
Molecular function (GO): protein binding
Source: RefSeq, a predicted model, not a curated record